UUAAUGCACUGACAACAAACACUGUUUUACAGCACUUUGACACUUUAAGUAUUUAUCUGAUCUUAUGGAGGACAGGUUUAGAAUGGAGAGGUACAAGAAUUGUGCCAGAAGUAUUCAAGCAUACUGGAGAUCAUACAGAGACAGAAGGCUCUUCAAACAGCUUGUGAAUACUGUGCGCUCAUUUGAACAUUGUCUGGCACCAGCCGUUCUGCGACAACUCAGUCCGAAAGAAGCUGAACUGCUGAACGACCCCAGCCUAAAGUGCAAGCUCAGAUUCAGGUUUGCAGGCCCUCGGUUUCCACCAUCACUUGUGUUCAAAAUAUUCCGCACUGGCAUUGGAGGACAUUAUCUGUCUGGCAAAACACUAUUCACUCCCUCCAGCCAGGCCACAGCAGACACCUGCAGAAUGAUGGGGAACAGGACAUUUCUGGAGAUCAUUGCAGAAGAUGACAUUCACAGGAAGAACACAAUGAUCGCUGAACCACAAGAUGUGAUGUGCAUGAGAGACUAUAUGCAGUAUUCCAGUCACCUGGACGAACUUCCGGCAUGUUUCGGGGGCAGGGAAAAUGGUUGGAGGUUUCUGUCUUUGAAGGUGCUGUCUCGGGAGGGUGCUGUAGGUCAGCUGAAGAAGGUGCUGCCAUUUGGACAUAUUGCGGUCUCUAGUUUUCCCAGACAACAUCCGUCUCACAGCAUUACCCGCUGCUCUGAUGGAUCAUCACCGGUGGUUUCGGUCACCUCGAGACGGCGCUCUGCCCACGCUCAAAGCACUGCAGCUCGCAAGAGAUGCCUCUACAACCUGGACAAAGCUGAGAGAGUGCUGGAAGAGAAGCAGGUGGACAACACUGAAUAAAUUCAGCAUAAAUAAACAGAACAGAACCGCUGAGAAAUGGGACAUCCAGAUAGUUGUACCAUCAGUUGAGACUGAAGACUGCGGUGACAGAUCAUCUGACUCUGAAUGGGAGGAAGAGGCUGAGAAACUGUGCAACUGGUCAAAACAACUAGAUAUAGAUGCUGUAGAUGCACCCGAGUUGUAUGGAGAACUGAUCUUUUAGACUAGUAGAGGCCUUGGUUCAAGUUUGCAAAUUCAUUAAAUAGCCAAUACAAACCAGAUGCAGUUGUGCAUAAUUCUGUUUAGUGUUCAAUUAAUCUGUGUCCAGUUUUGUAGCUGGAUUUACAAGAGAAUGAACUGCAGAUUGAACCAUAAAACAGGUUUUUAUGCUAGCUCAGCCCAGGUGUAAAUGCUGACAUUUACCCUUUAAUGCAUAUGUUACCAGUAGAUUGAUUUUCAGUGUCUCAUAUGCAUGUACACAUAGAUAUUAUACAUGCUAUUUCUUACUUCAGGGUGGCACUGAUGUUCCAGUGAUCGACCUGAUUUGCAUUUGGCAUGAAGAAGAAACGUGGAAGUAAACUAUAGCAAGUUUAAUGCAUGAACAGUAUGAUUUGGCUAUAUUAAUUUGGGUGUACUACUGAAAUUAUGUAAGAUGUGCAUCUAUUUAGACUCAAAAACUGCCUGAGAAAAUACAUGUGUGUUAUCUGUAGCUCAGUAUGUGUUUUGGCAGCCUCAUGACAUUUCAGU
Molecule: messenger RNA, 1576 nt
Organism: Xyrauchen texanus (razorback sucker)
Lineage: Eukaryota; Metazoa; Chordata; Actinopteri; Cypriniformes; Catostomidae
Gene: c4hxorf58
Product: chromosome 4 CXorf58 homolog
Exons: 8
Coding region: 65-850 (261 amino acids)
Molecular function (GO): protein binding
Source: RefSeq, a predicted model, not a curated record